AUGGAUCUAAUCAAGUAUAUCUUUGGAAAGCCAGCUCUCACUGGGAGAAUUGCUCGUUGGCAAGUAUUUUUAUCUGAAUAUGACAUUGUGUACGUCACUCAAAAGGCAAUCAAAGGCAAUGCUCUAGCAGACUACCUAGCCCACCAGCCAGUAGACGACUACCAGUCAAUGCAAUGUGAAUUUCCUAAUGAAGACAUAAUGACUUUGUUUAAAGAAGAAGGGUCAGGAAAGGAAAAAUGGAUAAUGUUAUUUGAUGGGGCCUCAAAUGCAUUGGGACAUGGAGUUAGCGCUGUGUUAAUCUCCCCAGAGAAACACCAUAUCCCAAUCACAGCAAGGCUAUCCUUUGAUUGUACAAAUAAUGUGGCAGAAUAUGAAGCAUGUGUCCUAAGGAUCCAAGUAGUUAUAGAAUCAAAGGCCAAGAUUCUUAAAGUAUUCGAGUUGAUAAAGCAAUUUGACAAAAUCACCUUUCAUCAUAUCCCACGGAAGAAUUAUCAGUUGGCAGACGCAUUAGCUAUCCUAGCAUCCAUGUACGAAUUGAGCAACGAAAAAGAUAUGCCACUUAUAAAGAUUCAGCGUCGUGAUCAGCCAGCCUAUUGUCAACUAGUAGAAGAAGAGUUAGAUGGACAACCAUGGUACCACGACAUCAAGCAGUAUAUCCAAAAUAAAAAGUAUCUGUCAGAAUCUUCAGAGAAUAACAAAAGAACUCUAAGAUGA
Messenger RNA from Abrus precatorius (Indian licorice), 714 nucleotides. RefSeq lists its product as uncharacterized. Bases 1 to 714 code for a protein of 237 amino acids. The transcript has 2 exons. The record is from RefSeq and is a predicted model, not a curated record. NCBI's taxonomy places the organism in Eukaryota, Viridiplantae, Streptophyta, Magnoliopsida, Fabales, Fabaceae. Gene Ontology annotation, molecular function: RNA-DNA hybrid ribonuclease activity; nucleic acid binding.